AUGUCUGACUAUGCCGUCUUCGCACUCCCGGAUUUCGACCCCAACGACUAUGCCAAUGCCGUCCUCGCCGGAGAGCCAUACCCUCCACAAGGAGCCAAGACUAAACCAGCCAAGAGCAGCGGACUAGCUCCUGCCAGCGAGGAUGUAUCUGUAGCGAUAUCAAAACUCACAUAUAAUUUGGAGGACGUAGAGAAACAGCUGAAGAAUGUAAGCGUGUACGAGUCGUUUGGACAUAUGACCUUCUGCUAUCACGAUCAAUACUUGGCCCCGAAGGGCUUCGAGCAGUCCGUCACGACGCAUCACGAAGAUUUGCUUGUCCAAGCUGCCGGUGUAUCAGAUUUGGAGGGCUCCCUGGGGUCUGUCCGCUCUGGUUUGAACGAGCUCGAUACUUCCCUAGACAAGCUACGUCUCAAGAUACGGAUCCCUUAUCUAUCUCUGCAGAAACAUGUUUCCAAACUCGAGCGCAUCCAGCAAGCGUCGGACAUUCUACGAAGGACGGCGCGUUUCGUCAUCCUCACUCGCCGGCUUGAGCUCCAGCUCACAGAGAUGAGUAAGAGCGAAGUUGCUGAGUCCACCGCCGCCGGGUCCAAGUCGAAGCCUCAAUCCACCAGAACGCCCACAAGCGCAAGUCGACCCGACACCCCUCUGGAGAACGAAGAUGAUGGCCAGCGCGCCAUCGCGAAGGCUGCGCUCACUAUUGCAGAGCUGACCGCGCUCCUUGACGCACAAACAGAAAAUUUCCGCUCCACGAGCGACGGCACAAUGGAAGCAGAUCAGACCAGUGGUGACAGAAUCCCUCUAAGUUCUAUCAAGGCUGUUGCCUCGCAUCUGCCUUUUGUUGACGCCGCACGAGCCCGGGUUACGUCGGACAUGGAGGCGAUGGUCUUUACUGGUCUUGCCACCCUAAACCAAGCGAUGCUCGCUAGUUCCCUGCAGACGGCACACAAUCUGCACGUCCUACCGGAGCUCGUCCAGAACCUGGUCAGCGAUCUGUCAGAGGCGGUGGAAGGCCGCAUCCGGUCAGCUUUCGAUCUGUCACGCAUAUCGAAGGACAUCAUGGCUAAAGAACCUACCUCCAUCGGUCAAGGUCUUUUGUACAAGUCGCGCGUGCGAACAGAACCCACGAAUGUCACUGCACCUCAGUGGACCGCCGCUCUAUGGGGAAGCUUGGAAAGCCUGAUCGAAGAGAUGGCAGACUGCUGUAUCAAGGUUUACACGCUAGAGAAGGUUCUUAAGGUCAAGCGCGACCCCGUCACCGAUGUGGUGUUCAUGGACGAGGCAAUGAAGGUACUGGAAAACAAGCCGAGCACUACGUUUUGGGCCUCUCUUGGGAGGUCCUUGGAAAGGCAUGCGAAGGAAGCCGCGAAGAACUCCGCGUUUCUGCAGCAAACGCUGAGCACCAGCUAUCCUCGACUACUACGCCUAUUCCACUCAUUCUUCACAAAGAUUGCUGUGCACACAGACACUGUUUACUCUCAGACUCAACAAAGCACCGAGACCGUUCUCGUUCUUCGCGCACUCUCAAACUUUGAGUCAUUGUACCUCUCUCGCUCGUCGAACCGCCUCAACGAAGCUGUCGGCCAAGCUUUCUCCGGCGGAUCACGGUCUCCCCCGGGCAUGUCAGAAGGCGUCAACAUCGCUCGUGCCAUCGCGAACGAACUCGACUCUGCGAAAUUCGACCCUCUCCUCGUUCAAUCCGUGGCCCGGUAUGCGACUACGAGUCUGGAGCUGCUGCUCAAACGGCUUGAUGGAAUGAUUGCAAGAGAACGUGCUGCCACCAGUCUCGUCGGUCCGGUGGCAACGGCGCAACAAGUGCUCAACGGGCAGCUAGCGACAUGCACAUACCACUGCUGGGCCCGCCUGGACAAGCUCCGCGAGGAGUACCCCGAGAAGGUCGUGGUGAUUCUGGAGCCUGCGAUCUCCAAACUCCGUGCCACCUUCGACCGCGUCGCCGACCCCCUCCUCGCCGCGAUCCGCCGGGAACUCGCGGCCAUAACCGCGAAGCUGCACCGGAUGGACUUUGGCGGGGCGGACGCCCCUGGCGGUGGCGGGGCCAGUCCCUACAUGAAGGACCUCGUCGAGAAACUCGGCUUUGUCAAACACAACGUCCUCGCCCUCUACGCCGUCCCGCAAGCGGCCCAGCAGUGGGCACCUGCACUGGCGCGCUUCGCGAUCCAGACCUUCGUCCUUCAUGCGUCCAUCGCGAAACCUUUAGGGGAGGCUGGAAAGCUGCAGCUCACGACGGACAUGACCGAGCUCGAGUUCGCCCUGAGCGCGUUCCUCACCGACGGCGGCAAGCCAGGCGGAGGGGGCGGCGCACGACGCGGCGCGGAGUGGGACGUCGUCGCAGACGACUACAGAGCGUUGCGCGCGAUGAGGCGAGUCCACAGCCAUCCGCAGCUCCUCUUCCUUGAUAACGCCUCCCUCGCGUCACCUCGAGCGACCGCGGGACUGCCCGCUCUGCUCGUCCUCCACCACAUCCUCGUCCGCUCCCCGAUCACGCUCCCGCACGCGCUGCACGGAUGGGCCGAGGCCGAGUACGUGCGUUGGGUGGAGGAGCACUCUGCGGAGGAGGCGUGGACGCUCGUCGAGGGCGACCUCGCGCACUGGGAGAGCAUGACGACCGCCGAGGGCGGCGACCCGGCCGUCGCGGCCGAGUACGUCCAACUCGCGCGGACGGUGCUCGCGAAUGCGCAGGGUGGCAAAAAGUAG
Epithele typhae is the source of this 2712-nucleotide messenger RNA. RefSeq lists its product as uncharacterized. The transcript has 14 exons. The coding region runs from base 1 to 2712 and encodes 903 amino acids. Gene Ontology annotation, biological process: intra-Golgi vesicle-mediated transport. Lineage: Eukaryota; Fungi; Basidiomycota; Agaricomycetes; Polyporales; Epitheliaceae. The record is from RefSeq and is a predicted model, not a curated record. Gene Ontology annotation, cellular component: COG complex.